ACAUCAGCGAGCUCCACCUAGCACGCCCUACGACGACUUCCUCAUUGUAUCGACUAGAGUGCAAACGGACUGUGCGAAAGAUGUCGAAAUCGGAAGAAGCGCCCACUGAUGGCGCGCCAAUCGCUACAACCACCAAACCGACCCCCGAAGCAAAGCUCGACCCCGACUACUACACCUGGUCCAACACCUUCUCCAUCAUGCUCAGUCGCAUGACCGGAAACCGCAACCUGCCUCUCGAAACGGCCUACUUCGCCGAGCAAGACACCGUAAAAGCGGAAACGUUCUGCAAGCGCUGCGAAUCGAACCGGGACUACCUGCUGCAAUACUCGCCCAUCGUGCGGUUCCUAAAAGACGAGGUGGGAAAACUAGGCGGGGAUUUAAACGAACGCAAUAUACACUGUAGAAUGUGUACGGCGGAGCAGUCAGGGGGUUUCCAUGUCGAUCAUGGGAUCAUGCUGUGCGCGAAUAAGUUUCGGAAUAGAGGGCAUCAGGAGGAUACGAUGGCGCAUGAGAUGGUACAUGCGUGGGAUCAUUUGAAGUGGAAGGUGGAGGAGGAUAAUUUGAGGCAUCAGGCAUGUUUGGAGAUUCGAGCAUCAACAUUAAGCGGCGAAUGCCGCUUCAGCCGCGAAUUCUUCACAAAGAACCAGUGGCGCAUCACGGAGCAACUGCAACACUGCGUAAGGCGGCGAGCCACGCUAUCCAUGAUGGCGAGACCCGGCGUGAAGGACGACGUACAGGCGGCAAAGAUUGUGAACGAAGUGUGGGAUAGCUGCUUCAAUGAUACCCGGCCGUUCGAUGAAAUAUAUCGCUAACUGGAGUUUGCGCGAAGCUUGGGAGUAAUCGGGUGUGAAGACUAAACGUGUAUUGAAUAGACGGUAGGUAUGGAGGGUUCGAAUGCAUAGCGAUGGCGUUGGUAUAUCACACCUUUGAACAUGCUCUUCACUCAAAACUCUCCCAACUUCCUUUCCCCUCUUG
Messenger RNA from Trematosphaeria pertusa, 975 nucleotides. RefSeq names its product mitochondrial inner membrane protease-like protein ATP23. Gene Ontology annotation, biological process: mitochondrial protein processing; mitochondrial proton-transporting ATP synthase complex assembly. Bases 81 to 812 code for a protein of 243 amino acids. Gene Ontology annotation, molecular function: metalloendopeptidase activity. NCBI's taxonomy places the organism in Eukaryota, Fungi, Ascomycota, Dothideomycetes, Pleosporales, Trematosphaeriaceae. Gene Ontology annotation, cellular component: extrinsic component of mitochondrial inner membrane. The record is from RefSeq and is a predicted model, not a curated record. The transcript is spliced from 2 exons.